This is a messenger RNA of Seriola aureovittata, 1659 nucleotides long. Its product is annotated as GTPase IMAP family member 4-like. The record is from RefSeq and is a predicted model, not a curated record. Gene Ontology annotation, molecular function: GTP binding. The transcript is spliced from 2 exons. NCBI's taxonomy places the organism in Eukaryota, Metazoa, Chordata, Actinopteri, Carangiformes, Carangidae. Bases 120 to 1172 code for a protein of 350 amino acids.
AUAAAUAGGGCCAUAGAGAAAGUAGUUGUGGCAGACACACUGAACUCUUCAACGCCUCGACUUUUCAACUCUUCUCUUCAGCUGCAGUAUCUUCUCUGCUGGACUUUGACAACCCAAACAUGGCCAACAACUUAGGAUCUAGCAGAACAAAUGAUGAGGAGCUGAGGAUUGUGAUGGUGGGGAAGACAGGGAACGGGAAGAGUGCCACCGGAAACACCAUUCUGGGACGAGAGUGCUUCGAAUCAAAGUGCAGUGCUAAAUCUAUGACCAUAGACUGCUCUAAGGGCACAGCUACGGUAGAUAGACAAAAGGUUGCUGUCAUCGACACCCCAGGCCUGUUUGACACCAGGUUUGACCAGAUGCAAACAGCCAGACAAAUAGGUAAAUGCAUCUCCUUCGCUGCUCCUGGACCCCAUGUCUUCCUGGUGGUCAUCAAGGUGGGCAGAUUUACAUCAGAGGAAAAGGAGUCAGUGCAGAACAUUCAGAAAAUGUUUGGCAAGGAUGCAGACCGAUACAGCAUGGUUCUCUUUACUUGUGGUGACUCUCUGGACAACGGUAUUGAGGAGUUCUUGGAUGAAUGCGAAGACCUUAAGGAGCUUGUGGCCAAAUGUAAUGGCCAGUACCAUGUCUUCAAGAAUAAGCUUAAGGAUCGCUCUCAGGUCAGUGAGCUAUUCCAGAAGAUCAGAAAUAUUGCCCAGAAGAAUGGGGGAAGCCACUACACCAACGACAUGUUCCAAGAGGCAGAGAGGGUAAUCGAAGAGGAGAAAAAACGCAUCCUGAAAGAGAAAGAAGAGCAAAUGCGCAAAGAACAAGAGGCAAUCGAGAGGAAAAUGAAAGAAAAAUAUGAGGAGGCGAUGAAGAAAAUUAACAAACAACUCCAGGCUGAGAGAGAGAUAGAGAGGAGAGAGAGAGAGGAGGAGAGGAAGAGGGAGAAGCAGGAGAUGAAUGAGGAGAGAAGAAAGGAGAGGGAGGAGAGAGAAGCAGAGAGAGAGAGAGAGAGAGAGGCGAAAGAACAGGAAUUUGAAAUAAUGAAGAAUGAUUUAAAAGCAAAACAUGACAACGAACUUCAAGUGGAAAAAGGGAGAUUAAAGGAUAGUUAUAUAAGGGGGGCCAGGGUUCAAGCUGAAGAACUCAAUCCAUUUAAACUGCUUAAUCCCUGUACAAUCUUGUAAUCAAUUCAGCAAGAUCAACUUCCAUUUGCUGAUACCCUCAGUGCAGUUCCAUAAAUUGGCCUGUUAUAGUCAAAUAAGAAAUUAUACUAGACAAUUUUAAACUUCUAAAUUUAACUCUUGCAAAAAUGACGCUGUACUAUAUUAUAUUUUGGAUAAUAUCCUUUAGAAACCGUUUGUUCCUAAAUGUGUGUAUCUCUGAUUAGUUACACUAUUUCUUUGUUGUUGUUUUUUCAGAAUAAAAAUUUUAAUGUAGAAUUUACAUUCAUCAGGGAACCAGACACCUGACUCCAAAUGAAUACCAAUGCGACUGGAUAUGUGGACAUGUAUUUGUGAAGUUUACUGCUGCUGUAACUAAAAAUGAAAUAAUUGGGCAAAAAAAUCAACUGGUGUCUACAAGAUUCAGCUGAUUGAACUUAAAAUCUGAUAAUCAAAGUGAAUCAACUAUUCUGCUCGGCUCUAAUAAACCUACUGCCAGUGCUUUGCCAGA